AUGGCCUCUUCCGACUGGUACACCAUCCCCUGCCGACCUCAUAUCAAGAUUGAUGAUGAGCUCCUUGAUGAGGGAUUCGUCAAGAACGCUCUUGUCCUUGCCGAUCAGGACCCUCAAAGAUCCGGCGUGUUCUUCUCGGAGUUCCUCACCGGUUACUACAAGCAAAUCGCCCUGGGGAAAUGCAAGGACAUCGGAGAUACUUUCCUCGGGACUCUUUCUGAGGAUGGCGACACGAUUGCGUGGGACAUGCGUCGCGACAUGUUCCUUGGUGCUUCUCAGGCCUAUCACCAAUGCCAUAGGCUGCGACAUAUCUAUGAGAGUCUUCAAGCUGUCAUGAUCAGUCCACCCACAUAUCUCGAGUCUCUGUUGCAGUCAUUGCGCUAUGCGUAUGAGGAACAGGCCCUCCUGGCUGCUUGGAGAGUGCGGCACAUUAAAAGUGUGGGACGAUUCUAUGAACAGAGCAGGGAGAGGGCAACCCUGUCGGCCACAGAGCAGUAG
Molecule: messenger RNA, 498 nt
Organism: Verticillium nonalfalfae
Lineage: Eukaryota; Fungi; Ascomycota; Sordariomycetes; Glomerellales; Plectosphaerellaceae
Exons: 1
Coding region: 1-498 (165 amino acids)
Source: RefSeq, a predicted model, not a curated record